This is a messenger RNA of Dictyostelium discoideum AX4, 1356 nucleotides long. RefSeq lists its product as hypothetical. The transcript has a single exon. Bases 1 to 1356 code for a protein of 451 amino acids. Gene Ontology annotation, biological process: carbohydrate metabolic process. The record is from RefSeq and is a predicted model, not a curated record. Lineage: Eukaryota; Evosea; Eumycetozoa; Dictyosteliales; Dictyosteliaceae.
AUGAUCAAUAAUAUAAUAAAAAAAUUAAAAAUAAUAAAAAUAAUAAUAAUUUUAAUAUUUUUAAUAAAUUUUAUAAAAUGCGAAGAUAUAAAUAUUAAUACUAAUAAUACUAAUACUAAUAAUACUAAUAAUAAUAAUACUAAUAAUAAUAAUACAAUAAUAAUAAAUGAUGGACCAUUAUGUCCAAGUAAACCAUUAUGUCCAUGCAUUUGUGAAGAAUGUGGACCACCAAUUGGUAGAAAAAAUUCAAAACAAAUUUUUAUAUAUGUAGCAGGUAAUAAACAAUCAAAUUAUACAUAUUUUGAAAAGGAUCCAUCAGUUAAGUGGGAAGAAAUCGAUACAUUGGCAUUGUAUUCUAAUAAAUUCGAUAAGAGGAUAACAUGUCUAGCACAUAGAAAUAAUGUGAAGGUUGUAUUUACAAUUGAAGAGGGUAGCGUUUUCGAUGAUUUUAAAUAUUUGAAAGUCAAUGGCAACUAUUGGGAUGGCUAUAUAAACACAACUAGAUUGGUUAACACUCUUUUAGAAAACAAUGUCGAUGGCUAUAGCCUAGAUUUCGAAUAUGGUAAUAGACACGGCAAAGAUUUAGAAUUUUCAAAUACUUUGAAAACACUAUACACAAAAUUAAAAUCCGUCAAUGAAAACUACCAACUAACAUCAGCAUUCAGCGGCUACUAUAGCGACGUAUUGAAAAACCAAAUUCAAUUGGUUGCUGAUAAUUUAGAUUAUAUAAUUAUUAUGGGCUAUGAUUUUAUAAAUACUAAAAUUGGUACCAAUAUAACUAAUAGUGCCAAUUCACCUAUUGGGUUGAGGAAAAUAGUUAAGAGUUGGUGGAUGGACCCGUUAGAAAAAAAAGAUAGUGCUAAGAUUGUUCUGGCCGUUCCGUGGUAUGGGCAGAUUGCAAAAUGUGAUUUGACGUAUGAACAGAGGGCAAAUGCGGCUACGAUUUUCCAAGCAGAUUGUAUUAUUGAUAAUCGUACGAGUGUUGUACAAAAACCAAUUAGAGAAAUACUUGCGUUGUUAAAUAAUGAUUAUUUAAUAUUUGAUAUUAAUAAUAAUAAUGAAAAUAUUAUUAAUAAUAAAAUAAUAAAUAAUACAAUUAAAUAUUCAUCUGGUAUACUUUGGACUAGUAAUACUCAAACUGUGUUUUCAAGAUAUCGUGAUACAAAUGGUGAUAUCUAUCAAUUCAAUUAUGAUUCUCCAUUUUCAAUUUACUCAAAAUUAAGAUCACUUGGUAUUGGUGGUGCUGGCGUUUGGAGUUUAGAUAAAAUUAUUGGUUUACCAAAACCAAUUAUUGAUGCAUUUUAUUUCGCAUUUAGUAGACAAGUUAUUGGUGAUACUUAUAUUGAAAUUAAUUAA